Molecule: messenger RNA, 1051 nt
Organism: Cryptococcus amylolentus CBS 6039
Lineage: Eukaryota; Fungi; Basidiomycota; Tremellomycetes; Tremellales; Cryptococcaceae
Exons: 4
Coding region: 76-1017 (313 amino acids)
Biological process (GO): proteolysis
Molecular function (GO): peptidase activity
Source: RefSeq, a predicted model, not a curated record
ACGCGCCCUCGAGCAUUUCUCAAUCAUGGUCUUGUCGGCAUCUUCAUCUUCAGCUGCUUUCGAUCCCGCGCAACCAUGACCGCCCCCGCCUCUGAUCCUUACCCCGACGCGCCCCUAAGCUUCAUCGGGAUCAAUGGUGCCCGCCUGGCAUACCGUCUCAAAGGCGAGCCCGAGCUCCCUCUGCUGAUAACACUUCACGGAGGGCGCGGUUUUGGUAACCUUAUCGUAUGCCCAACACUAUGUAGCGUCUCUGAUCCUGUCACAGGCUCCCACGACGGAGAUUUCGCGGCCUUCCAUCCUCUAUCAGACACCUUCCGAGUCCUCUCUUUCGACUUUCGGGGCCACGGCCAAUCCUCUCCCACAUCUCCCUAUACAUUCAAGCAGAUUGUGGAUGAUAUCGAAGGGCUGAGAAAACAUUUCGCCGGGGAUGAGAAGGCGGUGAUUCUGGGAGGUAGUUUCGGAGGGUUCAUCGCUCAGCAGUACGCCAUCACCAAUCCUGAUAGCGUCUCGCACUUGCUCCUGAGAGGUACUGCGCCUUCCCAUCAUCACGAGAAAGAAGCGCUCGAGAACAUCCGCAAAAGAGCAGCGACCAAAGCUCCUAUGGCUUCCGAAAACUACCUCAAAAAGAUAUUCGGCACCAUCACAGACGACAACGAGUUUAGGAUCAUCAUGUUUGCCAUCGGUCCGCUAUACUUGGAUGGGGCGUAUGAUGCCGACAAAGCGCUCGAGUCGGCGCGAAAGACCAUCUACAAUGCCGAGUCGCAUAAUUCUUUAUACUCCGAGAAGGAAAAGUAUUUCGACUACCGAGAGGGCUUGAAGACGCUGGCUAUACCCACCUUGAUAUUUGUCGGCGAGCACGACUGGAUCACACCGCCUUCUCAAUCCAAGCUCAUACACGAGCGCGUCCCAAACUCCAGGCUCGUCAUAUUUUCCAACGCCAACCACUCAGUCCAUCAUGACAAGAAUGCGGAGGUUCUGAAGUUAAUAAGGGAUUUUGUAUCGUCGACGACUGCUUGAGAAAGACAUCAAGUGCAGUAUUAUGCAUGUCGGC